AAUCAUCAGGAUAGCGAGAGCAUGAGGUGAAAUCGCAAAUCAAUCACCACGCCGCAACCCCACGCAAAUCCAUCGAUCUGAGCACGGAGCCCAUCUCCAGAGACCCCAUUAAGACUGGCACCACAUCCGUUUUCUCGAGAAACGGAUGUCGCGAUCGUACUAUUAUGAGUGAGGUUGGGGUUGCCGACCGCUCACGGCUUUUGCGAUCAAAACGAGCCGAACUCAGUGGAAUUGUUACAUCGCGCAAGAGGAAGCUUCGCGAGUUCUUUGCUGUUUGCGACAAUGACGGGCCCAUUCCCCAGAUCAAUCUCUCGAACGUUGACGCGCCGCCCACCAACGCUGCGGAGGCGCACUUCCUUGAAGUCACAGACAUCCUACAAGAUCGACUCUUCGAUGAAUCAAACCUUCCAACGCGUCGACAAUUAAGGUCGGAUACAUUGAAACAGCGAUCUCCUAUCCGGAAAGCAAGCCCUGAUGCCCGCCCUGCUGAUGCGUCGCGAAAGGCGGCCAAGGUACAGCGUGAUGGGUCGAGAUCGAGGAAGAGUCGAGCGACCACACCCAGUGCACGGAGCGAUGGAGGGAAAUCUACGACCGCAGAGCAGAAUGAGACAGAUAGCCAAGCUGUCCAAGCACCACCUAUGUCAAGAUCAGCCUCGAAGGGCUCGCAGACCGAUCUUCCAGCAGAAGCAGCGGCCGUUUUGGACGAGAUAGUUGAGGAGACUUUCGAGAAUGCGACGCAACGUGACCCCUCGAUGCCAGACGAGAUUGUACAUGCGAAGGACCUGGAAAGUGACAGGAUACGGACCGUAUUGCAAAGCAGGCCGAACAGUCCUGGGGUGGAUCCACGUCAAGCAUUACCAAUAUCUGCUGAGGAUGCUGCUAACCUGCCAGAACCCAUCGUUGACGGACUGGGCUCGCAUGAUGGACAACACAAGGCCAGGACUGCGCAUCUACCGUCCAAGGAAGUCCAAGAACAACAUCUUCGGGAAGCACACGAGGCACGCGAGAAGAGAGAAGACCAAGCACAUUUGUCUAUCAAUCUUCCUCGAGAUGGGGCCCGAAUUGCCGAAGCUCUAUCCUCUCCAGGGUCAACUGUUGAUGCCCACUCUGCUACGACACCUGCCAUGCACGAGGCCUCGACCGAUACCAGUCCUGAUAACGAAAGUCGAUAUGAUGCCGAGAGAAUGGAAACCCAAGAGGAAGAACCCAAAACACCGCCAGAACUACGACCAUCACCGGAGAAGGUUGCUGAGAAGGCGGAACAUGAUCGGAUACUGGAGGCACAAAUGGAAAUUGCCCGCAAUGAAAUAUUCAAGAGCAGUCCUGGUGCUGUUCAUGAGGAUCAAGAAAUGGAAGAGCAGCCAACCGCUCUUGCCAUGGAGGAUCAACAAAUGGUCGAUGAUUCACAACCUGAAGCGGAUGCUGAAGUGAAUGAUGAAGCGGAUACUGACCAACUCACCAAGGAAGCCAGCGAGAUCGUCCACGAUACGGCCGAGGACGAAGAUGAAGUUGUUGGUGUACCUACCUCUGAGGAGGAGGAAACCCCUGAAGUGGAAGCAUUACCCAAGGAGUCAGAAGCCAAAGAGCCAGAAGUGCCAGAUUCGGAGGCAGAAGACCAGACUCCCCCAGUUGAUGAAAUGGAGGUGGAUACGACUACGGUGAAGGAUUCAUUUGAGAGCAGUGCUGGACUCGAGAGUCAACCUGCAACAUCUCCACCUGCACCCGAACCAGCUGAACCAGCUGAACCAGCAGUGAGGCCAGAAGUUGAACCAAAGAAAACAUCAGUCACUCCUGCAGCAUCAACACCUCGAAGGGCACCUUCUACACCUGCCCCGGCUCCUCCAACAUUGGAACGGAUGACCACGAGAGUUGCUUCUGGUGCGAUGAGACACAAGUCUGUAUCCGAAAUUCUGGGAGAAACACCGAAGCCGAGCACCUCGAGUUCAGAAAAGAGUCCAGCAAAAGAGGAUUCACAGACUGGAAACUCUCACUCUCCUUCACGGAGCACAACUCCUCAAUCUCCUGGAACCCGAAUACGAAGUUUGGCAGAAAAGGAAAAGGCACGAAGUAAGCUUUCAACGGUUAUUUUCCCAGGAAAGCCACCAAAGCCUUCUCAAAAUGCUGUUGCAGCAAGCGGGCCAAAACCAGCCGAAUCAUCGAAGCAGGACUACUUUAUGCCAUUAUUCCUCGCUACUGCUUCUGAUUCCAAGCGGGGUGUCCCACCAUUGGACGCUUUACUGGCGUCUGCUCACAAGACCAUCACCACCGCAAAUGCCUACGUUCCCAUUCACGAGAACCAAACAGCAAAGGUGCUCAAACGAAUCUACAAUCUUCAAUCCUCAAACAAAUGGUCAUUGAGGCAGCCCAAGCGUGCCCCGGAACCAGUCAGAGCGACCUCACAUUGGGACGUCGUUCUUCAAGAAGCCAAAUGGAUGCGAACAGACUUCCGAGAGGAAAGGAAAUGGAAGAUGACGGUUGCUAGAAAUCUGGCCUAUGCUUGUGCCGAAUGGGUUGAUUCCAGUGUGGAGGACCAGAAGCUAUUACAAGUUAAGGUAGCUCCACCGAAACCUGCAGCAGAUAUCGAGAUGGUCGAAGCUUCAAUUCAAGACCAUCCAACCCCUGACCUGGUUGCUUCUGGAGAAUUCGAUUCGCCGAUGGACGACCUAGAUGAGGAACCUCGCCUCAAUUUGAUGGAGACUGUUUCUCCUACCGCUAUCUUUGCUCUUCAAGACGACGAUGUUGUCUUUGGGCUGAGACGAUCACCUACCACCGACAAAUUACUGGACGAGCUACCAAUGUACGGUGCUCCCCUUCGAAUACCACAGUCAGACCUUCCCACCUCGGAUCUCGAUCCUGAUAGGAUGUGGAGACGGGAAGCUUUGCCCCUGAGCAAGUACGUCGAAGGCAGAUUGGAACUUAAAUAUGAGGGUCCACCCAGGAAAAGGAGUCGAUUCGAAUAUGAAGAAGAAGAUGAGGAUGAAGAUCAAAUCGUCUUUGGUGAGGAAGGGCGGGGGCCGAAGAAACCGAUCCUCCCCCCAGAGAAGACAGACGUUGCAUUGUUCAACCCGGAACACAAACACAUUCGCGAACGCAUCCACAACUCACACCAGUUCCGACCGCCAUCCGAGUUCCCCAUGCCGCUUCAAAGUUUCUUCGAACAUCGCGCUCCUUCGCAAUGGACUUGGAGCGAAGACGACGAACUCAAGGCUCAUGUUCGGGAGUUCUCCUACAACUGGUCACUCAUCUCCAGCAUGCUUCAGAGCAAAUCUCUCUACACCUCUGGCGCUGAACGUCGAACUCCUUGGGAAUGCUUCGAGCGAUGGAUACAUCUUGAGGGCUUACCUGCUGACAUGGUCAAGACGCAUUACUUCAGAGCUUACACGCAACGCAUCGAGACAGCCAACCGCAUCGUCAUGGCUCAAGCCCAACAGAUGCCACAGCAACCCAACGCUAACAGCCAAGUACAGCCACCUCCGAGGAGAAGACCCACUACCAGCGUUCGAGUUGAACGCCGUAGGAACCAGAAACACCUCACCCUUGUUGAUGCAAUGAGAAAACUGGCCAAGAAGCGUGAGACCAAUGCACAGAAGCAACAGCAUGCCCAAGGCAUGGCUGCAAUGCGAAAGGCAAAUGAGGUUCCCCAACAAGCUGCGAACCGCAAUGGUGGUGGACAUACCCCCCAGGACUUCAGUCGCAUGAAGGCCGAGCGCGACGAGGUUAUGAAGGAGCGCAUGGCUGAGCUCCAGCGGCGGCAGGAGGCGAACAGAAGAUUACAAAGGAAUGCCGCCCAAAACCCACAGCAGGCAGGUCUACCGAAUGGCGUGCCUCAACAGCGCGCCGGAGGAGCUCUAGCCCCGAAUGGCGCUCCUGUUGCUACCGGUCAAAAUCUUACAGUUCCUGGUCAAAACCGACCUCCUCGCCCCAUGCCCCCUCAAAUGCCUGGUCAACCGAUGCAGAAUGGCAUCCGUGUUCCCCAGAUUCCUCUCAAUGGCGUUCCUCAAGCACCGAUGCAAGGCCAAAUGCCUCUGCCGAAUCCAGCUCUCGAUGUGGGUCUCGUCACUCGCGCUCAUCAAAUAUCACAACAUCAACAAGCAAUCUUACGACAACAACAAGGUCAAAUCCCAGGCCAAUCUCCUCAAAUGCACAAUUCCCCUCCUCGAAUGAACGGCAUGCCAGCACCAGGCUUCCCAUUGCAAAACGGCAUGAUGCCGCCUUUCAACCCCAACGUCAACGGUGCCUCCUCAUCUUCACCUGGCGGUCACGCCCCUUCACCCGGCCAAGCCGGCUCCCCACGAAUGGGCCAAAAUCAGCUUCAACAUCCCAACGGCGUGUCUCACGUCCAAAUCCUCGAGCACCAGAUCAAGGCCAAAUACCCACAAGCUACCCAGGAGCAAGUCAUGCGCAUGAUUUCCGACCAGCUUGCAAAAUCCGUUCAUCAGCAACAACAGAGACAAGGUAUUGCGCAAAGUGCAAUGAAUGCUGCAGCGGGUGGAGCGGCGAUGAAUGGGAUGGGUCCAGCUGGACAAGGGACACCGCAGCUCUAUGCGCAGAUGCUGCGACAACAGCAGGAAAAUCAACAGAAGCAGCAGCAGGCGGCACAACAGGCUGCUGCGGUGGCCAAUUCGGGGAAUGGGACGGGCAAUGCGGGGCAGGGUCAUGCUCAUAGAGGGAGCUCGGGCAGCGUGCAGAGUGGGAAGUGAGAAGCCGUUCCUCGGAUGAGAACAGCAUAAGAUAUAGGUUUGAGUUGGGAUGGAGUUCCUUGUUGUAUUCUCUUGGGAGAAGAGCAAUUGUUAUAGAGUAGAUUCGGGUUUGGGUCGCUGUACCGAUGGUACAGUGCGGUUACGUUUCAGCGGGUGCAUAAUUGCUGGAUUGGGAUGGGAAGGAGGGGAGUCGAUGGAUUGCGCUUGGAAUGCAAGCAAUGCACAUAUAUUAAUACUGAACGCUCGUCCACUCGUGAGAAAAGAAAAGAAAACCUUCACUCG
Molecule: messenger RNA, 4982 nt
Organism: Hyaloscypha bicolor E
Lineage: Eukaryota; Fungi; Ascomycota; Leotiomycetes; Helotiales; Hyaloscyphaceae
Exons: 4
Coding region: 165-4700 (1511 amino acids)
Source: RefSeq, a predicted model, not a curated record